Exophiala viscosa is the source of this 405-nucleotide messenger RNA. RefSeq lists its product as uncharacterized. The transcript is spliced from 2 exons. The record is from RefSeq and is a predicted model, not a curated record. The coding region runs from base 1 to 405 and encodes 134 amino acids. Lineage: Eukaryota; Fungi; Ascomycota; Eurotiomycetes; Chaetothyriales; Herpotrichiellaceae.
AUGGCCACACAUGAUUCCACUUCCCUUGCCGUUGACGACUAUGAGUUCCCGAGAGGCUCCAAGGGGCUCGCAACACUGGUAGGCGCUGCCUUGUUCGUGCUGUCGUCUCGACGGCAGUUCAUUGAACCCCGCUCCGUCAUCCACGAUCAUAUACUGGCUAGAAGCGUCAAAGCCGCCACCUACUCCAAGACUGUUCAAGAUAUCAUCUUUUACUGGUUCAUCGGUGUCCAUGGUGCAGGCACUGCCCAUUUCGCUUAUACCAAGCUCAAGCAAUACAAUGUCAAGCUUACCAGCCUGGCGUGGUUGCAAUGGAUUCUGACGGUCUUUCUGGGAGGAUCCGCCGCUGUCAGCCAUUUCGACGACUUUGUUGAGAAGAAAGAGCUCAAGGCGCUGAAGGACAUCUAA